AUGUCAAGCUCCACUGACACGCUACGGUUUUGCUUCCCCACGCACGGUGACUCUAUCCUCAGCAAAAUCAACUCUCUAAGAGAGGAGCAGCGCUUCUGUGACAUCACACUCCUCCUUGGUCGUCCACAAGGCUCCACUGUCCCACUCCACUUCCACGGUCACAGAGCGGUGCUGGCUGCCUCCUCAAACUUCUUACGUGACCAAUUCCUGCUCCACGAAGGCCGGGAACUGAGUUUGGGUGUAGUGUCCAGUGUGGAGGUUGGCAAGAGACUUCUCCUGUCCUGCUACACCGGGCUAUUAGAGGUCCCUGUGAGAGAGCUGGUGAGCUACCUGACUGCUGCCAGUGUGCUCCAGAUGAGCCAGGUGGUGGAGAAAUGCUCCCAGGCCAUCUCCCAGUACCUCAGUCCCACCCUGGCUUUCUUGGAACUGGAGAGACGCACAGAGGAGAAAGAAAUCCAGCUGCAAGACAGUGAUUUGCCAAUUACCAGCUUUAAAAAUCAAGAUGAAAGAGACGCUGCAGAGGACGGAUGGGCGUCUGUGAUUCGGUUAAAGCCAAGGUCAGGUCAAGGGCUGAGGGAGGAAGAAUUUGUUGACACUUCCCCAAACCAAGGCGAAGCAGCAGAGGGAGAUGAAAGAGAAGAGGGGGAAAUGUUUUUGCUGGCAGCUCAACUGCAAGAAUGUGGAGAGCCGAGGGACUCUGGAGCACAUCUGCCAAAGGGUCAAUGUUCGGAAGACGAGCUAACAGAAGAUUCAGACAGCGUUCUGAUCCAGAGGCCGUACCUGUGCAGGAGGUGUGACCGAGUCUUCCAGCACCUGGAGAGCUACGUGGUGCACCUGAAGGAGCACAAACAGUACUGGUGUUUGGUGUGUGGGAAGGGCUUUUCCCAGAGGAGUAAUCUGACCCGGCACAUACGCGUUCACACCGGGGUCAAGCCAUUUCGAUGCCCCCUGUGUCACAAGACAUUCUCCCAAAGGGCCACGUUGCAAGACCACCUCAAUCUGCACACAGGGGAUAAGCCCCAUAAGUGUAGAUACUGUGCUGUGCACUUUGCUCACAAACCAGGCCUCAGGCGCCACCUGAAGGACAUCCAUGGUAAGAGUAGCCUGCAAAACAUGCUUGAGGAGGCCAUGGGCUGUUGAAAAAGGAACAGUGUUAGCACAAAUUGAGUUAGUAUGGUCUUUAUAGUGGUUUUGAGUCCAUAUAUAUUUGUCAAACAGGGU
Messenger RNA from Gymnodraco acuticeps, 1221 nucleotides. Its product is annotated as zinc finger and BTB domain-containing protein 26-like. The coding region runs from base 1 to 1140 and encodes 379 amino acids. The transcript is spliced from 3 exons. Gene Ontology annotation, molecular function: DNA-binding transcription factor activity, RNA polymerase II-specific; protein binding; RNA polymerase II cis-regulatory region sequence-specific DNA binding. Gene Ontology annotation, cellular component: nucleus. Lineage: Eukaryota; Metazoa; Chordata; Actinopteri; Perciformes; Bathydraconidae. Gene Ontology annotation, biological process: regulation of transcription by RNA polymerase II. The record is from RefSeq and is a predicted model, not a curated record.